This is a messenger RNA of Quercus robur (English oak), 384 nucleotides long. RefSeq lists its product as uncharacterized. The record is from RefSeq and is a predicted model, not a curated record. NCBI's taxonomy places the organism in Eukaryota, Viridiplantae, Streptophyta, Magnoliopsida, Fagales, Fagaceae. The coding region runs from base 1 to 384 and encodes 127 amino acids. The transcript is spliced from 2 exons.
AUGCAGUAUUCUGUUUUUAUUGCUACCUAUUUGGGUAAGAUGUUGAUAAGCAAGGAGGAGGGAUUAGCUUUCCGUGGUCACGAUGAAUCUCAAGGUUCAAGUGAUAAAGGAAAUUUCCUUGAGCUUGUACAAUUUUUGGGGGAUCACAAUGAAUCUAUCAAUGAAGUGUUGCAAAAAGUUCUGAAAAAUUGCAAGCUUACCCACCCUGAUAUUCAAAAAGACAUUGUGAAUGCAAUUGCACGUGAAACAUCCAAAGCCAUCAUCAAGGAUCUUGACAAUGGGUUCUUUUCAAUUUUAGUUGAUGAGUCACGUGAUAUCUCAGUGAAAGAACAAAUGGCCCUCAUUCUUCGUUAUGUGAACAAAGAAGGAAUUAUUAUAGAGUGA